This is a messenger RNA of Musa acuminata AAA Group (dessert banana), 5487 nucleotides long. Its product is annotated as pentatricopeptide repeat-containing protein At5g65560-like. Gene Ontology annotation, molecular function: protein binding. The transcript is spliced from 3 exons. NCBI's taxonomy places the organism in Eukaryota, Viridiplantae, Streptophyta, Magnoliopsida, Zingiberales, Musaceae. The coding region runs from base 26 to 3100 and encodes 1024 amino acids. The record is from RefSeq and is a predicted model, not a curated record.
CUGAACCCUUAAACCCUAACCUAGCAUGAGAAGACGAUGGGCGGUUGCCGUCACGGCCAGCAAGCCCACCCCUGGUAUACUAUCAACCUCCUCCUCCUCCAUACGACCCUUCUCUUCUCGGUAUUCCUCCUCCUCCGCCGUCGCCGCUGAAGACUUACUAGCCGAGACCCUGCCACCAGAGAAACCCAGCACCGGCUCGUUUCUCGUUGCCCGCCUAUCCUAUCUCCUCUCCCGGCCGCACUGGCGCAAGAACCGGUCUUUUAAAAAAUUGGCUCGCUCCGUGACCCCGCCCGUGGUCGCCGAGCUGCUCCAGGGCGGUUCCCUCGAUGCCGAGUCGGCGCUCGCGUUCUUCCAAUGGAUCGGCCAGCGUCCAGGAUACCGGCACAGUGUAGAGUCCUAUGCCUCCCUGGUCCACGUACUCCUUCGAUCGAAAUCUCGCUUCCAGGUUGACGAAGUUGUCACCUUUAUGAUUAAAUCGUGUUAUUCCGUCGAGGAAGUGCGCACAGCAUUGGAGACAUUUAAGUUGAUCAACAGAGCAGGUGGCGGUGUCAGAUUCAGGCCCUCUAUUUGGUGUUACAACACGCUGUUGAUGUCCCUCGGCAGGUAUGGAAUGAUCGAGGAGAUGAACGAUAUGUACCGGCAGAUUAAUAAUGAUCAAGUUUUGCCUGACCUUGUUACCUACAAUACGAUGAUCAAGGCCUAUUGCAUGGAAGGGAAUCUGGCUGAAACAAAACAGUAUCUUAGGUGCUUACUGGAAUCUGGUUUGGCUCCAGAUAGAUUUACGUACAAUUUUUUGAUCUUAGGGCACUGUCGGAGCAAGAAAUUAGACAGGGCUUGUUGGAUUUUCUUGAUGAUGCCACAGAUGGGUCGCCGGAGAAACGAAUUUUCAUACACCAUCCUCAUCCAAGGGCUCUGUAAGCACUCUAGGGUAAAUGAGGCUUUGAGCUUGUUCUUAAAGAUGGGAAGUGAUGCAUGUCACCCUAAUGUCCACACGUACACGGUGAUGAUAGAUGGUCUUUGCACGGUGGGAAAGCUUGAUGAUGCUGAGAAAUUGUUGAAUGAGAUUUUUGAUAGAGGUUUGGUUCCUAGCAAUGUGACUUACAAUGCUCUGCUGGAUGGUUACUGUAAGAGAGGGAAAUUUGAAGCUGCUUAUGGGGUUAUGAAGCUAAUGGAAUCAAAUGGUUGCAAGCUAGAUGAAUGGACUUAUUCGAUAGUCAUUCAGAGUCUUUGUAAGGAGAAUAGGCUUGAGGAUGCUGAGGCAUUGCUGAAUGAGGCCAUUGCAAGGGGUUGUGGUCCUAAUGUCUUUACAUUUAGCGCUCUCUUACAUGUAUAUUGCAAGCAUGGGAAGAUUGCUGAUGGUUUGAGAGUUAUGGAACUCAUGGAAUCAAAUGGAUGUAAACCAGAUGCAUGGACUUAUACAAUGAUGAUUGAUGGCCUGUGUAAGGAGAAUAGACUAGAUGAUGCUGUAAAAAUGCUAAGGGAGAUGUUUGAUAGACGUUUGAUUCCAAGUGUUGUCACCUAUACUGCUUUGGUUGGUGGAUUUUGUGAGAGAAGGAAGAUGAACGAUGCACUACAGGUUGUGGAGAUGAUGGAGUCAUAUGGGUGUCAACCAAAUGCUUGGACUUAUACUGAGCUGAUUUAUGGAUUUUGUCUAGAGAGAAACGUGCACAAGGCGAUGAGUUUGUUAUCCAAGAUGCUUGAAGGUGGAUCAACUCCAAACAUAAUCACAUACACCAACUUGAUUAAUGGGCAGUGCCAGGAGGGUUAUAUGGAUGAUGCUCUCAGAUUACUCAACUCAAUGGAGGCAAAAGGUUUGGUCGCUGAUCAGCAGACAUAUACUAUUUUAAUAGAUGCCCUCUGCAAGGACGGGAGAAUUGAUGAAGCUUAUGCUUUAUUUUCCUCUCUUGCCAGAAAAGAUGUAAUUCCAAACAAGGUCAUGUAUACUGCACUAAUAGAUGGCCUAUGCAAAUCAGGAAAGAUUGAUUUUGCUUAUUCCCUGCUUAAGAGAAUGAGUUUAGAUGAUUGCUUGCCAGACACCUUCACCUACAGUGUGUUAAUAGAUGGCUUUUGCAAAGAAAGAAAAUUGCAAGAAGCCUUGUCACUGCUGGGGACUAUGUCCAAAAAAGGUGUAGAGCCUACAGCUGUAACUUUUACGAUUCUUAUUGAUGAGAUGCUCUAUAAAGGGGACUAUGAUCAUGCUAAAAAGAUGUUGAACCAAAUAUUUUCUUCAGGUUGUAAGCCAACUGCACACACUUACACUGCAUUCGUCCAUGCCUAUUGCUGUGAGGGAAGGGUAGAAGAGGCAGAAAGUACAGUAACAGAGAUGAAGAAUGAAGGAAUUCUUCCUGAUUUGGUAACAUAUAACACAUUGAUUAAUGGAUUUGGAACUAUGGGGUACAUGGAUCGUGCAUUUUCUGCUCUCAAGAACAUGAUCGAUUCUGCAUGCCAGCCAAACUACUGGACUUACUCAGUUUUGCUCGAGCAUUUCUUGAAAGGCAAGCAGGAAAACAUUGUCCUUAGUAGUUCAGAAUUGUGGGAGAAAAUAGAUGUAGCAAUAGUUCUGGAGUUUUUAGGGGAGAUGGAACAGUUUGAUUGUGCUCCUAAUCUUGUUACAUAUGGUGCCCUCAUAGCAGGCUUCUGCAAGGUGGCACGGUUGGAAGAAGCAUAUCUGAUGUUGUCUCAUAUGAAAAAAGGAGGUUUAUUACCCAACGGAGACAUCUAUAACUCUCUCAUUAUUUGUUGCUGCAAGUUAAACCGGUAUAUGGAGGCAUCAACUUUUAUGAACUCCUUGUCAGAAUGUGGCUAUCUUCCUCAGUUGGAAUCCUACCAGGUUCUUCUUUCAGGGCUCUGUGAUGAAAGAAACUCUGAGCAAGCUAAAUUAUUUUUCUGUGACUUAAUGGGUAAAGGUUAUAAUCCUGAUGAGGUUGUAUGGAAAGUUCUCAUUGAUGGUGUACUUAAAAAAGGUUAUGUGAAUGAAUGUUCUGAGAUGUUUACAAUCAUGAAGGAAUUGAACUGCUAUCCUACUCCUCAGACACUUGCUCUGAUGGCCAAGUACACUUCUGAACUAAGUCAGGGGGAAACAAGCAUACUGGAGAAAUGAUCCUUCUUAAUUGGCAUCUUACAUGGUAAUUCCUGUGGCAACUUUUAAAUGUUCCCUUCCCUUGUAUGGAUACUUAUUGGUGGAAUUACACCGGAAGACUUAUGAAGCAUCCUUGUGAUGGUGUCAGAUGUCCUUCAAAGAACUGUCUUGAGACUGAUAGUAUCCUGUGAUAGUAAACCAACCUUGACAUCUGAAUAGGUACAAGGGCACAGGUAUCUACUCAGACUAAACUGCACAAGUUCCUGCCUACUUGUAUGAGGCUGUUGCAAUGUACGGCAGCAAUUUACAAAGGGGAGUCCAGGAAAUGGAAUCCACACUGGAGCAGUGUUCAUAUUUUCCAUCAUAGGUUGGAAAUUGGCCUUCCAAGGCAUGAUGAGAUAUGCAUAUGAUGGUCACGAGUAGCCAAGAUAGAUGCAUUGGUAGUUGGAAGAAACACAAGCAAAACAAACUCGAAAUGUGGUAAUGUCUUGACUCAGGUUAGCUGCUCUUCACUCUAAAAAAUAAACUGAUACAUUUGUUAUUCCUGAAAUGAUGACAUCAUUCCUUCAUAUGGUUGUUUUCAUUUCUUUUGGUUUAUGUUCAACUCAAUUUACAGAUGUUCCUUGUGUUCUAGUUGUUAUUUCAGAUGAGUGGAUUAUUUUUGCCCUAGUAUAUUUUGGCUGGUCGAAGAGAGCGAAGGGAUAGUAAUAAAAUGUUCUUUUCAAGUCUGUCAUAGGAGCUGAUAACCUUGUCUUCUUUUUUCUUUUCCCAAUAUUGGUGUCCAAGAUUCUUCGGAGCAAUUCAUUAAAUUCUGACAAGUUUAUUCUUCAAAAGCUUGUGAAUAGCUUAGACUCCUGAAUAUUUUGUUGUAGCAUUGACAGUCUUACACUGGUUAUUAUUCCGAUUAUUGUUACUAACAUGGGCUUUCCCUUUCAAGAUAUUAUUGGAGAUGGUGAGAACAUAUCAGAUUCCUUGGAAAAUUAUGCUUCUUAAAUUCUUUGAAUUGACUGGUUAAGUUCUUGAGGUUUUGGCUUUGCAAAUAAAGAGGUUUAACAAUUAUCACAAUGUGUCCUAGGUUAGUUAUUUCUUCUUUGAAGAACUUUGCUCUGAAUGGCACUUGCAAAAAAAAUUUCAUAAGGAAAUAAUUUAAACUUUAUUUUGAGAAAAAGUAUGAGGUGGUAAUAGUGGUAAUACUCAGUGACUAGGAGCAGUGUUAAAUCUUUAAAGGAAUACUGAAACGGAUGGCCCAAACCAUGAUAACAAGUAAAAUUGCAAUGAACCAUUUCUUGAAAAGAAUCUGUGUUGGGGAUCUAUAAAUGAAAUAUUCACAAGCAAGGUACCUAGGAGGACGAUAAAAGGGUCUCCUGAAGAAGGCCUUAAGAACAACAGCAGCAAUAACAACAACUAGUUGUAAUGACAGUAGCGAUAACAACUAGUUGGAAUGACCCAACUAUUUGAGAUCAGCUAUGUAGAUCUUUUAUCGUCAUUGAGCACCAUAAAUCUAGAGUGAUUACCUUAUGUAUGAUUAAUUGCACAUUAUCAGGCAAUACUAGAGUGAUAACUUAGUUGAUCAUGCUAAGUAUCUAUAUCAUGAAUGCGUCGUUUUAGUGCUAACAUUAACUUAUAGCAGUUCAUGCAGGACAUGGGACCAACAGGCUUUUUGGUAGACCUGUUCUUCCUAGAGGGUCCUCACGAUUGAGAUAAGACUUUUUGGUAGGACAUUCAGCUUUGGAAACUUCCAUGUUUGAUUACAAGAGGAGUAUCGGAAGGACAGUUAAGAUUCUGAUGCCUCUUUGCAGCAGAUCUCCUGAUACACGUCUCGUAUAGAUUGCAGGAAUUCUCAGUUACUCAACUCAACACUGCACUCACUUCUGCAGCUUGUGCUUCCUCACAACUGCACACCGGAGCUAGUUGGUUUCCCGGACAAGAUUGAAGACUUUCGACCUAGUAGAUUGGAAAAACAAUAUGGAUGCAGUUGCCUCCAAGUUAUAUCAUUUAUUAGUUCCUUUCUGGCAAUGAUACAAGAUGGGGACCAGCUUGAUUGCUUUGGAAAGUUGAACCUCCUCCAAAGUCUGCUGUGAAAAAUGUGUUUUUUCCUCAAAAAAUAUAUAUAUAUGAUGGAUAACGGCCAAAGCCUGGAUUUCGAGCAGUUUCUUGUGAACCCUCUCUGCGUUGAGCUGAUCGGGAUCAAGUAUGUAAUAAUAUACCAAUCAAUCCGAAUUUAUCAAUCAUCCUUCGUUCAUAAGCAGUUCAGUGUCCGAUGGAUUCUUGCUUUUCUGGCUGAUACUGUAGUGGGAAUUAAAGCUUUUGUCCUAAAGCUGGACAGCAAAUGCAACUAUUUUGCUUCUUCAUGCCUGUUGCAAUCGAAUGACAUGUUCCAUUUACUAUCUCAAAGUUUUGAUUAAGCA